Cavia porcellus (domestic guinea pig) is the source of this 1529-nucleotide messenger RNA. It is a transcript of the gene Bin3, whose product is annotated as bridging integrator 3. Gene Ontology annotation, molecular function: lipid binding; protein binding. Gene Ontology annotation, biological process: actin cortical patch localization; plasma membrane tubulation; endocytosis. NCBI's taxonomy places the organism in Eukaryota, Metazoa, Chordata, Mammalia, Rodentia, Caviidae. Gene Ontology annotation, cellular component: actin cortical patch; cytoplasm. The transcript has 8 exons. The record is from RefSeq and is a predicted model, not a curated record. The coding region runs from base 269 to 958 and encodes 229 amino acids.
GUGGAGAGAGACUUUGAAAGAGAAUAUGGAAAACUUCAGCAGCUGGAAGAGCAGACCAAGCGGCUGCAGAAGGACAUGAAGAAGAGCACGGAUGCCGACCUAGGUCAGGAUGGCACCAUGGCCAGCAGAAGCUUCGGGUCACUGGUGUGCCCCACCCACUUCCCAUUUCCUGAGCCACAACCUGGGCUGGUCAGAGAGAGAAGAUGGAGAUUCCUCCUCGAAGAAACAAGAGGCCUGGCUUUCCAGGGGUGGCAGGAACUGAGCUGCCAUGCUCCUCAGCAGAAACUUUGCCUCAUGUAUAGGGCCAGGAACCCCUCAGGAUGAUUGUGUCCUUUCAAAGAGCAUUACAAGGCCUGCCAUGUCAAAAUCUGCAGUGAAGAUUUCCCUGGACCUCCUCUCCAAUCCCCUGUGUGAGCAGGACCAGGACUUUCUGAACAUGGUGACAGCCCUGGACACAGCUAUGAAGCGGAUGGACGCCUUCAACCAGGAAAAGGUGAACCAGAUCCAAAAGACAGUCAUCGAACCCUUGAAAAAGUUUGGCAGUGUGUUCCCGAGUCUCAACAUGGCGGUGAAGCGCCGGGAGCAGGCGCUGCAGGACUAUCGGCGGCUGCAGGCCAAGGUGGAGAAGUACGAGGAGAAGGAAAAGACGGGGCCUGUGCUGGCCAAGCUCCACCAGGCCCGAGAAGAGCUGCGACCUGUGCGGGAGGACUUCGAGGCCAAGAACAAGCAGCUCUUGGAUGAAAUGCCACGGUUCUAUGGCAGCCGCCUUGACUACUUCCAACCCAGCUUUGAGUCCCUGAUCCGGGCACAGGUGGUGUACUACUCGGAGAUGCACAAGAUCUUCGGAGACCUGACCCAGCAACUUGAGCAGCCAGGCCACUCGGAUGAGCAGCGGGAGCGGGAAAAUGAGGCCAAGCUGAGCGAGCUCCGUGCCCUGUCCAUCGUGGCCGAUGACUAAGCUCAGCCCUCUACAGACUCCCAGGACGCAGGCAGCCUCUGCCCUCAGCAGGCACUGGCAGGCUGGAGCCCGCAGUGGCCCCUGCUGUGGCUUCAGCCCUCUGACCUGAGUGCCUUUGUUGUCUGGAGCCUGACACCAGAAGCCACCAGCAGGCUCUCUCCCUACCACAGCCUGGGGUAUAGGUAAGCAGUGUAGGAAAACCCCAGGGGCUCCUUCACUUCCAGAACCGUCCAGAGCGCACCCUGGCCCCGGCCAGAGCAGGCUGCAGCACUGCAUCAGCACAAAGGGCUUAGUUCUGCCUGCAACGGCAGGCUGCAUCUACCUCCAGGGGACAUGUCAGGAAUGUGCCCCCACUGCUGCUCUUCACCCCAACAGCAUGGUUCGCUGCUCUGGGGGACAGGGAGGUCCCAGUCCACACAGGGCCAAGCCCCGCGUCGUCUCCCAGGGUAUAUCACAUCAGUCCACAGGCCUGAGCCAACAUGGUGGGUUCGCAUCACACCUGAAUAUGUACUGGAAUUUUAUUUUUGCAAGUAAAGUUUCCAAUAAAAUAUCUCCUAGUGUGAUACUGUAA